GUCAGUGCUUCUCAAGUGAGUGAAGAGCCUCUUCAGGCGCCGUGGUAAUUUAUUAGGCGGUGCGGUCUCCGUAUCGCAGACUGUGCGUUAACCUGCCGCGCGUGUCAUCUGUUGGCCAGUUGAGACCGAGUGCGUGCGUGUGCGCGCGUGUUGAUGACACACCAGAACUGAAACACACCAGAGGACGCGCGGAUAUAAAUGGAAUAACGCCAGUCCUACUGCUAUCAUGUCAGGAAAGUCUGAUGGGAAAAAGAAGUGGGCAGCCGUCAGGGACCGCCUGGGUUCCUCGCAGGACUCCGACACCCAGCAGGAGGCCAAUCUGGAAAGCGCUGACCCGGAGCUGUGCAUCAGACUGCUGCAAGUGCCCACAGUGGUCAACUACUCAGGGCUGAAACGGCGUCUGGAAGGCAGCGACCAGACAUGGAUGGUCCAGUUCUUGGAGCUGAGCGGGCUGGACCUGCUCCUGGAGGCGUUGGACCGGCUCUCGGGACGAGGAUGUUCCCGCAUCUCCGACGCUCUGCUGCAGCGCACCUGCGUGGGCUGACGCCGGUGGAUUUCUGAGACUCUGAGCACUGGAUGUUAUUCCCAACACAACGCCACACAGGGCAAAGUCCAAGAUGAGCUGCUGGAGCAGCAUCCUGUCUGCGUUCAGACACGAGGCGUAAACAAGAGAAUUAGAUUUGAAGUUGAUUCUGAGUCUCAGUUCUGUACUGUCCUCUGUACUGAUGGGCGGCCAUGAUGCUCCACAGCCCUGGACACCUCCAACACCAUGGUGAAGAAGCAGGUGUUUGAGCUACUGGCAGUUCUCAGCAUGUUCUCCACAGAUGGACACCGCCUGGCGCUGGACUCGCUGGACCACUACAAGGUGAGUGGACGACGACGUGGACGAGGCGUGUCGAGUGUUUGGUGUAGUUUUCACUACUUCCUGUUUGGUGAAAAUUAUAUUUUUACUUAUGGAUCUGAAUGUGGGAUUCCACUCAGAGCGCUGUUCUGUGCUUGUGUCGUUGCAGGACUUCAGCUGCUUGACCUUCUCCCUAAGUUGAGGGAGCAGGAGGAUGUGGACUUGAUCAUUCAGUGCGAAGCGUUUGAAGAGGCCAUGGCUGAAGACGAGGAGGAGCUGCUGCGGCUGUAUGGAGGCAUCGACAUGAGCAGUCACCUGGAGGUCUACACUACGCUGUUCAACAAGGUGAGCAGCUCUCCAGCCUCUCUGCAGCUCCUGUCCAUCCUGCAGACACUGCUGGUGCUGGGACCGAGCCGCUCCGACAUCCGGCUGGCUCUGGAGGCCAUUACGAACCGAGCCGUCCUCUUGGCCCAGGACUCUCAGAUGGAAUCCUGUGAGAAGAUCGUGCAGCGACUGUUGUUCCACAAAGGCGACAGCUGCCGGGACCGUCACGAACUGGACGGUCUGCUGCCCCGUGUGGACAAGGCCGUGCAGACCGAGCCGGACAGCGAGAGUUCAGAUGUCGUCAUGACGACCAAUCAGAAACCACUGUGUGCCUCACCCCCUCCUCCUCUUCCUCCUUCUUCUGGCCCACCGCCCCCGCCACCUCCUCCGCCACCGCCGCCACCUCUACCUGGGGGGUUUGCACCUGCGCCACCUCCUCCUCCUCCUUUACCUGGCAUGCCGUUGCUUAAUGGUCCAGGUGUUCCUCCUCCUCCUCCCCCUCCUCCUCCUCCAGCUCUACCAGGAAUGGGCAUUGGGCCACCACCGCCUCCCCCCUUACCUGGCAUGGCACCACCACCACCACCACCUCCUCCUCCUUUCCCCGGCAUGGCACCACCGCCCCCACCAGGCAUGAUCGUGGCGCAGAGCAGCCAGUUCCUGGGCUGCGGUCCCCCAGCAAAAGUGUACCGAUGUCCAACCUUGAGAAUGAAGAAACUCAACUGGCAGAAACUACGUUCUGUUACUGAUGGUCCCUCCAUGUGGGCCUCGGUUCAGAAAGAGCCUCCUCCUCGGGAGCCGGACUACAGCAGUAUCGAGCAGCUGUUCUGUCUCCCCGUCACCGAGCACAAAGACAAGGGGGCAGCUGCUCCUGUCAAGAAGGAGCCUAAAGAGAUCACGUUUAUUGAUCCAAAGAAAAGCCUGAAUUUGAACAUUUUCCUAAAGCAGUUCAAAUGCAGAUAUUAGGAGUUUGUGUCCAUGAUUCAGAACGGGGAUCGAAGUAGGUUUGAUGUGGAAGUUUUGAAACAACUCCUGAAGCUUCUGCCAGAGAAACAUGAGAUUGAAAACUUGAAGUCCUUCCAAGGAGAAAAAGAGAAGCUGGGGAACGUCGACCGUUUCUACGCCACCCUCCUCACGGUGCCAUGUUAUCAGCUGAGGAUAGAGUGUAUGCUGUUGUGCGAGGAAACUUUGUCGGUACUGGACAUGCUCAAACCUAAGGUGGCGCUGGUGGAGGAGGCGUGUCAGUCUCUGAGGGAGAGCACGCUCAUACCCAGUUUCUGCAGACUCAUCCUGGACGUUGGAAAUUUUCUGAACUACGGAAGUCACACAGGAAAUGCCGUAGGCUUUAAGAUCAGUUCUCUGCUCAAGCUGACAGAGACCAAGGCCAACAAGAGCCGCAUAACGCUGCUGCAUCACAUCCUAGAGGAAGCGGAGGCAAAUCAUCCAGAGCUGCUGGCUCUGCAAGACGAUUUGGCAAUCUGUGAAAAAGCUGCAGGAGUUAACCUGGAGUCUCUUCAGGGUGAAACCAGUGCCUUACUGAAACGGCUGAACGAGACCACCAAAAGGGUCUCCAACUCGGUGGAGGAGGUGAAGGAGCAGUAUGCAGGAGUACUGGAAGGAAGUGUGGAGGCAUUUCGCACUAUAAGUAAAAAGUUCGCAGAGAUCGACAGUCUGAGGAGCGAGCUGGCCGUCUACCUAUGUGAGGACGCCAACAACCUGUCGCUGGAGGAACUCUUCAGUACCAUGAAGACCUUCCGAGGACUGUUCAUUAAAGCACUGAAGGAAAACAAAUCCAUGAAGGAACAAGCAGCCAAGGCUGAGAAGAGAAAGAAGCAGCUGGCAGAGGAAGAGGCCAAGAGACAGAAGGGAGAGAACGGGAAAAUAAUCAAGAGAGGCAUCGUGCCACAGGACGACGGCUGCAUCGUCGACCUUCUGCUGGCAGAUAUCAGGAAAGGCUUCAGCCUAAGAAAGACCAGGCCCAGGUGCGAUUCGGAAAGCCUCCCUUCUAGUGAAAUGCGUAGGGAUACCCACCCACCUGGGUCAAAUGUCAAGCCUGUAGAAGAAGAAGCCGCAGAAUCAGCCACCAGUUUCACACCAAAGUCUCAGACAGAGGCUCACCCAGUCAGCGCAGGAGGGGGGAACGACAUCAUCAGCCCGCCAGACAAUGCUCCACCAGCUCGGCCGAGUGUCACAGCAGACGAGCCAGCUGCACCUCCCAAAACACUCCCCGCAGAGCCAGCCGCAGCAGCGCAGGCACCCCCGGAAAGACCGGUGUCUUUACAGGGGAGCCCCCGCCCAGAGGAGCCAGUGCUGCCGCUUCAUACCACCGCCUCACCCCCUCUGCCUGAGGCUGAAGUCGAUCAUCAGCCCUGUCCCUCCUCAAGUGGCAUUUCAUCAGAUUCAAACGAGACCAGCGUCCUCAGCCCGUUCUCCCUCUCUGACUCUGACCUGAUUGAGGCUGCGUUAGACAGCGCCCCCAGCCUGACACCUGAGCAGCUGACGUCCGAGCAACAGACGGAUGUAACUGCCCAGGAUUGUCCUUUGCCCCAUACAGACAUUACUCAGAGUAGUGAAAGCAAAACAAGUGAUCGAAUCCAUUUGACGACGGUAAAAGAGAGCAGCGGUGAAGAGCAGGAGUCCAUUACCGUCACAACCUGCAGCCGCGAUGAGGCCGCCAGCCCCGAGCACUCGGAUCCUAAAAGCAAUUUGAGCGUUGGCAGCAGAGUGUGUGACGUCCCUGAUGGACUGGAAUCAGAAGAUCACCUCCCGCUGCCUGGAGCAGGAAAAAAUCAGCAGGGCUUCUUUAAACGAGGCAAAAAGAAGAACAAAGGUAAUCUGUGCAUUAACCUCAAUAAACUUCCUGUUUGGAGUGCAUGUGUGAAAGGAAAAUCAACGUGUGUGUUUUUAAUGCAUUUUACAGUUUACAUAAUAUUGCAAAUGUGCGUGUGACCACAUGUAGAUGUUAUUAAAGACUGCGAAUGCAGUGUGCAGCACUUUA
Messenger RNA from Cynoglossus semilaevis (tongue sole), 4160 nucleotides. It is a transcript of the gene inf2, whose product is annotated as inverted formin 2. The record is from RefSeq and is a predicted model, not a curated record. Gene Ontology annotation, molecular function: actin binding; small GTPase binding. The transcript has 21 exons. Gene Ontology annotation, biological process: actin cytoskeleton organization. NCBI's taxonomy places the organism in Eukaryota, Metazoa, Chordata, Actinopteri, Pleuronectiformes, Cynoglossidae.